UGGAGCAGCAUUAAGAAUAAUCAAUCAAAGCCUCGUCUGACGUAGGAAAACAGAGAAAACAGCUACAUGAUCGAGAACACGUUAGUAAAAGCGGCAAAACCAAACGCUAGAACACCAAUCAUGCAGUACAAGUACAGAAGAAUCUAAUUCUGUCACCCCGACAAAAGGCUUUGUCGGUGAUUUCCUUUCAAGGUUGGAUUCGCUUUUGGUUCCCCCCCGUCGCUCCUUCAAGCCAACCGGUGAGACGAGCGACGCUCAACCACCGCCUUUACCCGGUUAAAAGAUGUCUGUGGAAGAGCAACGUUAUCCCGAUGCGAUGCUGGUCACCGAGAACGGACCGGAGUGGAUGCGAGCCGAGAUCGAGCGUUUGUCUCGAGAGCUGAGCGAGACGACACACGAGAAGAUCCAGGCUGCCGAGUAUGGGCUUGCGGUUCUGGAGGAGAAACAGCAGCUGAAACAGCAGUAUGAAGACCUGGAAAUCGAGUACGAGACCGUGCGACAAGAACUGGACCAACUCAAAGAGGCGUUCGGACAGGCCCAUUCCAACCAUAAGAAGGUGGCAGCAGAUGGGGAGAGCAGGGAGGAGUCUCUGAUCCAGGAGUCGGCGUGUAAGGAGGCGUACUAUGAGCAGCGUGUGCAGGAGCUGCAGGCGGAACUGCGGCAGGCUCGCGCUGUGCUCACCAACACCCAAUCAGAGAACGAACGGCUCGCUACCAUCGCCCAGGAUCUCAGAGAGAGCAGUCAGAUGGCGGAGCUGCAGAGAUCUCGUCUCCGUGACGACAUAAAGGAGUACAAGUUCCGUGAAGCUCGUCUCCUUCAGGACUACAGCGAGCUGGAGGAGGAAAACAUCGCUCUUCAGAAGCAUGUGUCAGUGCUCAAACAGAGCCAGGUGGAGUUUGAGGGUCUGAAACACGAGAUUCGGCGACUGGAGGAGGACACCCAGUUCCUCAACAGCCAGCUGGAGGACGCCAUCCGUCUGAAGGAGAUCGCAGAGAGACAGCUGGGCGAGGCCCUGGAAACCAUCAAGACCGAGAGAGAACAGAAGGCUGCCCUGAGGAAGGAGCUGUCACAUUAUAUGAACAUCGGUGACUCCAUGUACCACACCCCCCUCAGCAUCUCUCUGGACGGCCUGAAAUUCAGCGACGACACAGUUAUCGAACCCAACAAUGACGAGUCUCUCCACGGAUACGAGAACGGCUUCAGCAAGAUCUCUAACAGCGACGACAACCGCGAGUCCACGCCCAAAAAGGGGGAGCUGUACCACCCUGCUCCCAGCCUCGUGAACGACCUGCUGAGUGAGCUCAACAUCUCCGAGAUCCAGAAACUCAAACAACAACUGGUCCAGGUGGAGCGUGAAAAGGUGACCCUCCUGUCCACCCUGCAGGACUCUCAGAAACAGCUGGAACAGGCUAACGGAGCGUUGUCUGAGCAGCACGAGAAGGUCAGCCGUCUGACGGAGAACCUCAACGCCAUGCGGAAGCUCCAGGCCAGUAAGGAGCGGCAGUCGGCCCUGGACAACGAGAAGGAACGCGACAGCCACGAGGACGCUGACUACUACGAGGUGGACAUCAACGGACCUGAGAUCCUGGAGUGCAAGUACAAGGUUGCGGUGUCUGAGGCCGGCCACCUGAAGGAGGAGCUGAAGACGCUGAAAGCGGAGUACUCUGCCUGCCAGGCCCAGUACGAGGACACGCGGGCACGCCUGGAGAGCCAGGUCCAGAAUCUGAGUGCGCAGCUGGCCUCGCUGGAGCAGAGCAGCCGCAGCGAGCGGGAGCAGGUGACCCGUCUGGAGCGGGAGCUGCGUCAGGCCAGCGAGGUGGCAGGGGAGUCUCAGGGCAGUCUGAGCGUCGCCCAGGACGAGCUGGUGACCUUCAGCGAGGAGCUGGCCAACCUCUACAACCACGUCUGCAUGUGCAACAACGAGACGCCCAACCGCGUCAUGCUCGACUUCUACAAGGAGGGCAAGGCGGGGGCUGGGCCCGCGGCCGGGCGGAGCAGCCCGGAGGGGCGUGGUCGACGUUCACCCAUCCUCCUCACCAAGGGGCUCUUCCCCGACCCCGCGGCGGCCAGGGUCGACUCCAGCAGCGACGGCAUCCCAUCCCCCGUGUCCUCCCCUGUGGCUGACCCACGCCGUGAGCCCAUGAACAUCUACAACCUGGUGGCGAUCAUCCGAGACCAGAUCCGGCACCUGCAGCUGGCCGUGGACCGGACAACGGAGCUGUCCCGCCAGCGUGUGGCCUCUCUGGAGCUGGGCCCUGGUAGCGACAGAGACCAGGAGGCCUGCGUGGAGGAGAUCCUCAAACUCAAGUCCCUCCUCAGCACCAAACGGGAGCAGAUUGCCACACUCCGCACCGUCCUCAAGGCCAACAAACAGACAGCUGAGGUGGCGCUGGCCAACCUGAAGAGUAAAUAUGAGAACGAGAAGGCCAUGGUGACAGAGACUAUGAUGAAACUGCGCAACGAACUCAAAGCCCUGAAAGAGGACGCAGCCACCUUCUCUUCUCUCAGAGCCAUGUUCGCCACACGGUGUGACGAGUAUGUGACUCAGUUGGAUGAGAUGCAGAGGCAGCUGGCGGCCGCGGAGGAUGAGAAGAAGACGUUGAACUCUCUCUUGCGUAUGGCCAUCCAGCAGAAACUCGCUCUUACACAGCGUCUCGAAGACCUCGAGUUCGACCACGAGCAGUCCCGCCGCGGCGGAGGCAACGGCCGCACCAAAGCCACCUCCACUCGCAACAAACCUGCCGCCAACUCCGCCCACACCAACUAAUGAACAGCCAGUAGUUGAUCCAGGAAGUUGUGAUACCAUCACUGCCGACACAUUUGGUCUGCCAAAACAGCUAACGAUUUAAAUCUCCAGGAAAGCCGUGAAGACAGCAAAAAAAAUUUAAUAACACUAAACUAAUUAAAGGACUUAACUUUUCUUAUAUAGGCAGAGCCAAGGUAAAGACAGGACAAUGUGAUCAUUCAGUAAAAACUAAGAUUUUUGGAUGGAUUUUUUUUUUUGAAAGAUUAGUUCCAAUAUUUGACGGAUGCAGGAAGCCAGUGCUCACAAGCAAGUGGUAAACUCCGCCCUUCUAGCUAAUCAUGGCUUAUGAUUGGCUAAGUCAACCAUCCAAUUAGAGUGGUGAAUUCAUUUAUCUUUUGGAAUUUUUUUCUCUUUUUGGGUUCGUCUGGGGCUUUUUGUUUUGUUUAUUUUUUACUUUACCAGUGCACUUUUAAUAUAGAAGUAUAUUGCUUUUACUAUUAAUGUAGGAAAGGUUUGUAGUGCUUUGGCGUGUGAGUCAACUCAAGUAUACGCGACACACAUAUAUACAUAUAUAUCUUAAUAGUAAUUGACGUAAUAUUCAUAAUAUUUACCCUCUGUGUACAAGCAACAGAGAUCCAUUCACUCACUUAUCCAAGUUCACAGUGCAAACCAGCGUCCUACUGUCCUCUGUCAAGUGGAUCCAAAAGCAUCCAUCCUUUUAUUCUAACCUUCGUUUAUGGUGUUGAUUAACUCUUUAGUUUUCAUAUGUUCUGCUGCCACAUUGUGAAAGAAAUCCUGGGUGUUUUGAUGCUGGGUUUUUUUGACUAUUUAUUAUUCUUAGGAAUAGUUCAAAGUGAACGGAGAAAAAUAAACUUGACAACAUUCUGGCUUAACAUGGUAAAGUAUGCCAGGGGAAAAAACAAAACCAAUGGAAUUGGAACAAAACAAACAGCAAAAACAAAACAAAAAAAAAAGAAAAAAAUAGGUAGGUUUGUUUUUUUCCUGGUUCCUUUACUCAAGCUUUCCUCCAUGGAUCACUGACUUUCGGAAUUCUCUGCAAGUGUAACCGAAUUAAUUCCAAAUUGGAAUGGUCUCAUUCUCUCUUUAUUUCCGUGCCAAAUCUUGGUACAUUAUUUAGAUUAGAUUUUUUUAAAAUGAGAAGAAAAGAAAGGAGGACAGAGAGACAUGGUAGGGGGUGUGAUUUACAGGGCCCCGCCCACCACAUACCGACCACUCACUUGCUUUGUUUGAUUUCUGUUCUUGGUUUUGACCAGUAGUGCCUUCCAUUAUUUCAAGAGAGAAUAUUCUAGUUUAGCGUUUAUUCAUUCUGUUUUGUUUUGGUUUUUUUUCAUUCUGUUUUUACUGUUUGAGAAGACGACUCGCAAAGGAAUCUUAGCACAGACGAACGUGAGACACAGCAAUAAGCGAGAAGACACUCCCUCUUUCUGUUUUUUUUUUUUUUUUUCUUUAAACAAGAGCUUGUGCCAUUAACUCUUUCAGUAAGCUGAAUUACACAUAUGUUGCACUGAAUUCUCAACGUCAGUGAUCCUAGAUGCUAAUUCAGGGGUUCUAGCUAAAAUAUGUUUUUUGUUUUGUUUUUUUUUUUAAUCAAGUGGUGGGAACCAGUGUGAAUCCUUAACCUCAGUAGAGACAGAAGCGUGUGAGACAGAACAGUGUACCUGUCUGUGGUGAGCUGUCGCAGUCUCAGGCGUUCAUUAGAGCUUUGUAUGGUCAAAAGUAACGUGGUAUCAGUAGUGUUGUUGACAAAUGUGCGAAAGAGCUUGUCCUCUUUUUGUCCACUUCAAAUCUUGUUUUGCUUUUUUUAAUCCUUGAAUCUUUUUUUACAUCAUCUUUUAAAACAUCGCUGUGAUUUCAGGAAACAGAAAACACGUUUUUUUUGUUUUGUUUUGUUUUUUGCAUCAACAAACCUGAACUGUGCCAUUGAAGUCACGGCUCGUUUGUUGAGGCUUUAAAAUGAUUCAGUGAAGUUGGAUGAACUUUUAAAGAAAAAGAAAGGAACGAAAAGAGAGAACAGAAAUUAAGUGCAAUUCUAAAUGCUGAUUUACAGUGAAUAUUGAGAAAAAAAAAGAAGUUUUCUGUUUGCUGGAAGAGAUAGCAUUGUGGUAUUCAAUUAGCUGCGAAAAAAACCUUUAUAUUGUCAUAUUGCGUUUCAGUAUUGAAUCUGAAAGGAGUGUUUGAUACCUUUGUAUGAGUAAUGACUUUCAUCAUUAUGUUGGUAUUUAUUUUAAAUGUCCUGCAGUACUGUAUUCUUAUCAAUAACGUGCAUUAUGAUUAAUGACAAAAAAAAGAAAAAGAAAAAAAAGUUUUAAGGUCAUAUGCAUGUGCUUCGGUCUUGGGACUUUUACACAGAACUGAAAACAAACCUAGAACUUUAAAAGAGGUUAAAAAAAAAAAAGAUUAAAAAAAAGAUGAAAAAAAAUAAGGAAGAGAGAGAAAUGAGAUUAGCUAUUAAUGAAUUUGUUACUGCUGAACUAACCCAGUAAAGUGUUGUUUUGUUUUCUGUAGAGUGUUACUCGGUCUGUGUAAAGGUAGCCAUGCAAGUUCAAAUCAAUAAAUGGGAGAUAA
Chanos chanos (milkfish) is the source of this 5332-nucleotide messenger RNA. RefSeq names its product BICD cargo adaptor 2 (gene bicd2a). The record is from RefSeq and is a predicted model, not a curated record. The transcript is spliced from 10 exons. NCBI's taxonomy places the organism in Eukaryota, Metazoa, Chordata, Actinopteri, Gonorynchiformes, Chanidae. Gene Ontology annotation, cellular component: Golgi apparatus; cytosol. Gene Ontology annotation, biological process: microtubule anchoring at microtubule organizing center; protein localization to organelle; regulation of microtubule cytoskeleton organization. Bases 284 to 2767 code for a protein of 827 amino acids. Gene Ontology annotation, molecular function: dynein complex binding; cytoskeletal adaptor activity; dynactin binding.